AUGCCUCCUCAUGCUAUUGCUAGUCCCAAGAUGAAGAAGUCAAAGCACAAAGGCUCAGAUGCUUCUGGCAGGGCAGGUUUGCCAAAGAAGUCUCACAAAGCUGCAGAGUUCACCGAAGCACCCAGCAUGCCACUUGUUUCUCUUGGUCUGUCUAAAGCAGUAGCUGAGGACAGUGCUCCACAACAUUCUGGCCGUCCAAAUACAGGGACCAGAGGUAGGAACCAUCAGAUGCAAAAAAUUGGUGCAGUCCUUAAGUCUCAGUCUCAAGGCCAUCCUCCCAAGGGCUCCACAUCUCUCACUUCCAAUAUCCCAGUGAACCCUCAGGGUCCAGAACCAGCUCAUAGGGGCCAGAAGGGUCAUUCUAAGGUUGUCCCUCCACCUUAUAGUUCACUUGCAAUUACCAAUAGUCCUGCCUUGAGUAUCAACAACACAAAUCCCAUUUUCUCAAUGCAGCCACCUGGUAGAAGUCUUGAAGAGACUAAUAAUCCUUAUGUUGCUAUUGGUGUGAAGGUUGCCAAGAAGUGCACUGCAAAAAUGGCCAGUGAUCAAACCUCAUCCAAUGUUGUACCACUGCUGCACACCACCUUUAUGAGGCAACACCUGGAUCCAGCCCUAUUUGAGGAGGACAACAGUGUUAGGCCUCAAUCUGUACUCAACAUUGAGGAUGAGGAAGAGGAUGAUGACAAUUCUGGAUCCCUCAGCAGGCUGUGUUGGAAAAGCUUCCUUGAACAUACCAAAGGAGAAUGUCAUGUGGAACAUGCACUUGAGGACCCAUUCCUGACUUCCAUUAAUGAUCUUGCAGGGUCUAUAACUGAAGUUCUCAUUGCAACUUUAGUUGCUUGGGACAGGGAAGGAAAGCAAUUCAAAGCUGGAAUUUGGCCAGAGCAGAAGUGUAGUAUGGCUCAGUUGAACUGCUAUAAGCUUAUCCCUGCUCAAGAACAUGCAACAUGGAUUGAAGGUGCCACUUCACAGUUACUUGCUAGAUCUGAGUUCUUACAGUUUGGAUUAGAUGCAUUGGGCAAAACAAGGAACUUCACUCAUAUUGCUCUUCAUGAUGUGUCUACUGCAUUCUUUUACAUGGGGCCAUAUCAAAUUGCACAGAAGAGACCAGACAUAUUUCACAAACAAUUGCCCAUCUCAUGCUUGGCUCUGGUUUCCACCAUGUACAAUUGUGUCCUUGACAGCCUUGCUAAAAAUGGUCAUGGCAAAUCUUAUCCCAAGUUCUCUGCCAAGGAAUACAGCCCAAUAUACUGCCAGAUGCUCAGAAUGAUCAAAAAAAUUCCUCAACAUCCAUAUCACAGUCCCAUGGCCACAAGUCUGGAGCUCAAUGGCACUGAGGAGACCAGACAUAACCACCUACAGAUUGUCCUCAACUGA
This is a messenger RNA of Suillus subaureus, 1377 nucleotides long. RefSeq lists its product as uncharacterized. Lineage: Eukaryota; Fungi; Basidiomycota; Agaricomycetes; Boletales; Suillaceae. The record is from RefSeq and is a predicted model, not a curated record. The transcript has 11 exons. The coding region runs from base 1 to 1377 and encodes 458 amino acids.